UCGAUAUUGCUAUAAAUACGGACCACAAAGCAUUGAUUCCAACAUUCGUUAUGGUGUAAUAACAUAAUGCGUAUUCUUGCUUUGUUAGCCCUUUGCUUAACCACCGCUGCGGCGGUCCCCACUGGUGGACAGAGGAUUGUAGGUGGUUCACUCACUACCAUCGAUCAGUAUCCGACAAUCGCUGCAAUCCUUUUCUCUUUUGAUUGGGUUAACUACACCCAAUCUUGUGGUGGCAUCAUUAUCAACAACCGAUCUAUCCUCACUGCUGCUCACUGUACCGAUAAUCGUGCACCGGGCCAGUUCAGAAUUCGCGUAGGCUCCUCUUUCCGAAGCAGUGGUGGUGUUGUUCACAACGUCAUAUUGAACAUCGUCCACCCUGCGUAUAACCCCUGGACCAUGGACAGUGACAUCGCUAUCCUCCGCUCCGCCUCCACUUUCUCCUUCAACAACAAUGUCCGCGCUGCUUCCAUCGCUGGUGCCAACUACUUGCCCGGUGACAACCAAGCUGUAUGGGCUGCUGGAUGGGGUGACACUUACUCAAGUUCUGGUGCUGGCUCCGAGCAACUCCGUCACGUCCAAUUGGUAGUUAUCAACCAGGAGACUUGCAGGCGACAGUACGAGAAUACUUUCUACCCAAUUAACGACAACAUGUUGUGCGCUGGUUGGCCCUCUGGUGGUCGCGACACGUGUCAACGUGACUCUGGUGGUCCUCUCUACCACAAUGGUGUCGUUGUUGGUGUAACUUCUUAUGGCAUGGGAUGUGCUGAUGUGAGAUACGCCGGUGUUAGCGCUCGUGUAUCCCGUUUUUCAUCUUGGAUCUCAGCUAACGCAUAAUACUGUUUUGUUUUAAUUUCAAGAAUAAAUAUAAUUUCAAAUGUCA
This is a messenger RNA of Spodoptera frugiperda (fall armyworm), 880 nucleotides long. RefSeq names its product trypsin CFT-1-like. Gene Ontology annotation, molecular function: serine-type endopeptidase activity. The coding region runs from base 67 to 834 and encodes 255 amino acids. The record is from RefSeq and is a predicted model, not a curated record. Gene Ontology annotation, biological process: proteolysis. The transcript has 4 exons. NCBI's taxonomy places the organism in Eukaryota, Metazoa, Arthropoda, Insecta, Lepidoptera, Noctuidae.